Molecule: messenger RNA, 1454 nt
Organism: Gastrolobium bilobum
Lineage: Eukaryota; Viridiplantae; Streptophyta; Magnoliopsida; Fabales; Fabaceae
Exons: 5
Coding region: 15-1454 (479 amino acids)
Biological process (GO): regulation of DNA damage checkpoint
Cellular component (GO): nucleus
Molecular function (GO): DNA binding; protein binding
Source: RefSeq, a predicted model, not a curated record
UUUCUCUCUCUUCAAUGGCGACUCAGCAAGUUAGUGAGUACGAACGCAAGCGACUCGACAAUAUUCGCCGCAAUGAUGAAAUGAUGGCUGCCCUCAAACUCCGUUCCAAAGCCACCGAACUACUCUCCAAGCGUCCAAGGGUUGGAACCAAAUCGCACAUUGUGAAAUCCGAAAAGAAACCCAAAACCGAAACCCCAGUGGUGAUUAGGCGCUCCCUGCGCACGAGGGGUAUCCCACCUGAUUCCAAAGGUUUAGAUGCAGAUGCUGUGGAUUUCAACUCUCUCACUAACAAAUCUCCCACCAAAAUCGAACCUUCCGUGAAAAGUUUUGGUCCUCUUCCCAUGACUGAUGCUUAUAGAGGCGCUUGCUCUGAUCGUUCCUUCGUUGAAGCACUUGUUGGUAUGGGCAAUGAGGAAGCUCAAUCCCCUGAACAAUUUGGUAGUUGCAUAGAGAGGGAAUUUUUUAAUGAUGCAAGUGUAGAAAAGAGGAAGGGGGAAAUUGAGGCUUUUAAGUUGGAAUCUCUGUCUUUGGAUCCCGAUAAUAUAGCACGUGUUGUUCCUGGAAGGAUAACUAAUGUGAGGUUUUUUCCUUCCAGUAGUGUGAAGAUGAUUGUUGCGGGCAACAAGUAUGGGGAUAUUGGAUUCAUGAAUGUUGGAGAAAGUGAGGUUUAUUUAUACCAUCCCCAUGAGGCUCCCAUUUCAGGGAUCUUGGUUCAACCACAUUGCUUGUCCAAAAUAUACACUAGUUGUUAUGAUGGAUUGGUUCGGCUAAUGGAUGCUGAGAAGGAAAUGUUUGAUCUGGUAUUUAAUAGUGAUGAAUGCAUAUAUACUCUCUCUCAACCAAAAAAUGAGGCAAACUGCCUAUACUUUGGUGAGGGUCGUGGAGGUUUGACUAUUUGGGAUAACAGGAUUGGUAAAUGUUCGUCGAAUUGGGUUUUACAUGAAGAUAGGAUAAAUACAAUAGAUUUCAACUGUGAAAACCCUCACAUUGUAGCUACUAGUUCCUCUGAUGGAACUGCCUGCACCUGGGAUUUGAGAUAUACUGAUGGGGGUAAGCUCACCGCCUUGAAGACAUUUACCCACAAAAGGGCCGUACAAUCUGCUUACUUCUCUCCUUCUGGAUGUAGCCUGGCAACUACAAGCACGGACAACACAAUUGGUAUAUACAGUGGAGUGAACUUGGAGGUUGCAGCUACUACAUAUCAUAACAAUCAGACUGGCAGAUGGAUUUCUUCUUUCAGAGCAAUAUGGGGUUGGGAUGACUCGUAUAUCUUCGUUGGAAAUAUGAAAAGAGGAGUUGAUGUUGUCUCAGCAGUUCGAAGGGAAACAGUUAUGACUCUAGAGAGCCCUCACAUAUCUGCCAUUCCAUGUAGAUUCGAUGCUCACCCUUACGAGGUUGGGACGCUAGCAGGAGCUACAAGUGGAGGCCAGGUCUAUAUUUGGACAUCGCGCUAG